AUGUCUUCAAAGUCGAAAAACGCUAAAGGCGAAUUAUUUGAUGAAAUGGUGAGCUCUAUUCUUCCCUCGUACUCAAUGUUCACGUCUACUGUUGGUGUCAAUGCUACAGUACCAGAAUCGGAUCGUGAUCAAGAAGAUGAGAAUUAUGUUCCACCACCAAAUUAUGAUUCUGCUAAUACCGACUAUCAAUAUAGCAUUGCUUCUUCAAACACAGCUGCUAGAGCAUUAUCCGUAGUGACUCCACCCACUACUGUUGCUGCUUCAGUUUCAGUUUCUGCUUCAGCAUCAGCAUCAGCAUCAGCAUCAGCUUCUUCUUCCUCACAACCUCCGUCUGUUCCAACAAACGAACUAGCUCCUCUUGAUACCGUGGCAAGUACUGCUUCCUUCUCAUCCUCCAACCCUUUGAUUGUGACAGAUGAGUACAAUUGGAAAGAAACAAUUUUAGAUAAUGUCCACAGAAUGCCCAAUAUGACGUUUGAGGAUCACGUGCUUCCCAAAUCAGUCGAGAUCAAGAUUUAUUAUACCAAGGAUGUUGGCGAAGUUAACAAACAACCAGAGAUGAUUGAUCCGUCACUCUUUGAGUAUAAGCAAGGCGACUUGUUAAACGGGUACGUCACAAUCAAAAACACCUCAAGUAAACCAAUAAACUUUGAAAUGUUCUACUUAUUAUUUGAAGGAAACUUUAUGGUUUCAAAUACAAAAGACGUUAAGGACCCGAUCCCAGUAAAAAUCCAACGAUUUUUGGAAAUGUUUGACUUUUAUGGCAGUUGGAACGAGGCGCAUAUCAAUCGGCUAAAGACAGAUUGCGAAGAUCUAUUCCAUGGAUGCGUUGGAGAUGUAAUAGAUCCUUUAGAUGGAUCAUAUUUAUAUUUUUGUCCCAAGAGAGAAUUAGUGCCCAAAAGAACCUACAAGAGAUUUUUCUCAUUUCGCAUUCCUCAUAAGCUAUUGGACUGUGUAUGCAAUGAGCACAAUUUGUCACUGCACGUAGAAUUGCCACCCACAAUUGGAUUAUCCAGAUGGGAAUUGCGUCAUUACCCCGAGAGGGCCAAAUCAAAAUUACAAGACCUUUCACUUUACGACUCUUCAGUCUCAUAUGGUGUUAUGGCAAGAUUUAUUGGUCGAAAGUCGAAAUGGGAACGAGAGUUUGGAAAAUUUGAACCUCCUAGAAGAGAAGAAGAUGCCAAGUUGGUCAACUCAACUGGUGAUGAAUACAUCAUUUUGAAAGAAAGAACAAACUAUAUUCGUGUAGUUGCUGAAACCAACUUGCAUAGCGAGCUGGAAAAAUUAAUGAAGAAAGUGGAAAACAAGUUGCUAUUUGAAAAUUUGCUUGCCAGAGUUGCAGAGAGAAUUGAACAUGGCAAGCGAAUGUUGAAGGUUUUGGAGUCCAGCAGCAACACACCAAUAUUUUCCCAAGAAACCGAUCUUCUUCCACUGUUGACACAAACUGAAAUUAACGCAGCAAAAUGCAGGCAACUAUACAAACCCGAUGUUGAACAUGUGCGAGACAUAAAGUCAAAGAUUAACCGCGAUGAUAAUUAUGAGGUUGUGAUACCAUAUGUGAAAAGGUCUUUGACAGGAGAUAAGAUAUUGGGUGCUAUAGACAUGACCACUCCCAAAGCAGAGUACCAUCUCGACUAUAUCCCACCAUUAAAGUUUCGUGAUGGCGUAGAACUUCUGACUGCUUUAAAUGUGAACCCUUGUUGGAAGUUAAAUGUACCAAUUAGUUUAACUGUUACCGAUAGUUCAAAGAGCAAAUCAUUCAAACCAGUCAUGAUUAAGGAAAUUUCCGUUGAGUUGGUUGCGCAGACCCUCAGGUCGGCAAAAAAACCAAUUGCAGUUGAAUUGAACCACGACUUGAUGUUCAACAAGGCAACAAACAACCAUCGUUGUUUCGAUGAUAAAGACACUUUCCGAGAAAAUGUUGUUAAGCCAUUACAGUUUCAAGCAAAUGAACUCUACCAGUUAUCGAAAAAAAUAGGUCUCGACUCGUUUCGUAUUGAAAGACAGCUUGUCGAUGAUAUUAAAUCCAUUUGCCAACUAGAAGAAAAAGCAAUGAAGUUGACAAUAAAUGAUGUUAAAGUCAACAAUAAACAAUUCAAUUCUAAAGAUAUCACAUGGGAAGUCGACCCUCUGCAAACCACGGGGUCAGUAAAGGCUUCUACUAAAUUAAAUUUGUCAUUAAAUUUGGAUACCAUGAAGGUAAAAGGUUGUCCAAUGGGUGGUAAGAACUUUAAAAUAUAUAAUGUUGUUAACUUAGUGCCUAAUUUCCAAUCCUGUUAUAUGAGCAGGUCCUAUCACUUGAGCAUCACUGUGAUGUUUUCAAACAACGAUUGUGCAAGAGUCAAGGUCCCAGUAUUUAUCGACAAAGUCGAUAUGGAAUAA
Lodderomyces elongisporus is the source of this 2382-nucleotide messenger RNA. Its product is annotated as ubiquitin ligase-binding protein bul1. Gene Ontology annotation, biological process: protein polyubiquitination; protein monoubiquitination. The record is from RefSeq and is a predicted model, not a curated record. The coding region runs from base 1 to 2382 and encodes 793 amino acids. Gene Ontology annotation, molecular function: ubiquitin-ubiquitin ligase activity. Gene Ontology annotation, cellular component: ubiquitin ligase complex. The transcript has a single exon. NCBI's taxonomy places the organism in Eukaryota, Fungi, Ascomycota, Pichiomycetes, Serinales, Debaryomycetaceae.